GGGUUGCUUGAGAUUACCGCUCGAGUAUAUUGCUCAGGCGUAAGACACUUUUCCUUCAUCACAAAUUCUCCGCCCGUGAGUAAGGAUGGCCUCACCUCAGCCAGCCAGUCCCCCCACUGCAGAACCCAGCACUUCUCCACCUGCUGAGACCGAGUCCAGUAAAGAGGGAGAACAGGUUACAGAACAGCCAACAAGGAGGAGAGGCAAAGGGCGACCAGCCAAAUCUCAGCACUGUUUUAAAUGUUCAGCCUGUCAGGAGACUUUUGGCAGCCCGUCCUCUCUCCGCAGCCACAAACUGUCGGCACACGGCAAAGAGAGACAGCAGCAGUUUACCUGCGCUCAGUGCAGUAAGACUUUCCCCAGCCGUGCCCAGCUGUCCAAGCACCAGCGCUCCCACAUGGCACAGCGCCCUUUCCAGUGCUCCCAGUGUCAUAAAGCCUACAAGACCCCGACAGAGCUGCGGAACCACAGCCGUUCCCACACAGGGGAGAAGCCCUUUGUGUGCUCCGAGUGUGGGAAAGCCUUCAUGCAGGCUAUCUGUCUGCGGAUACACAUGACCCAGCACAGCGGGGAGAGGCCGCACUCCUGCCCCCACUGCUCAAAGAGUUACCCCACGUUGUCCAAGCUCAAAGUUCACCAGCGCUCGCACACGGGGGAGAAGCCCUACUUCUGCGUGGAGUGCGGAAAGAGCUUCGCCGACCCGUCCGUGUACCGCAAGCACCGGCGUAACCACCAGGGCCACCGGCCGUACUCCUGCGGGGAGUGCGGGAAGACGUACACCGAGCUGAAAGACCUGAAAAACCACGAGCGUUCCCACACGGGAGAAAAGCCCUACCUGUGCUCCGACUGCGGUAAGGCCUUCUCCCGGUCGUCCUCCUUAGCCUGUCACCUGCGCAUCCAUUCCCAGAGCAAGCCCUAUCAGUGUGAACAGUGUGGCAAGGGCUUCACUCAGCUCUCCUCCUAUCAGUCUCACCUGCGCACGCACUCGGGCGAAAAGCCCUUCCUCUGCCCACAGUGUGGCAAAAUGUUCUCGGACCCCUCCAGUUUCCGCCGACACCAGAGGGCACAUUUGGGUUUUAAGCCCUACCCCUGCGACAAGUGCACCAAGAGGUUCCGGCAGCCGGCGGAUCUGGCGGUGCACCAGCGGGUCCACUCCGGGCAGAGGCCGUACAAAUGUCAGAACUGUGACAAAGCGUUUGUGGCGUCCUGGGACCUGCGCAGGCACAUGCUUGUGCACACCGGCGUGCGACCUUUCUCCUGCACCGAGUGCGGGAAGUCGUUCGCCGAGCGCUCCAGUCUCAACAAACACAGGAGGGUGCACUCGGGGGAGCGUCCGUUCAAAUGCCAGCUGUGUUUAAAGUCGUUUGUCGUGGCCUCCAGUUUGCGCAAACACGAGAAAACGCACUUGACCGAAAGGCCUUUGGAGCAGCGCCCGGCGCCUGGCCAAACCUUCCCCAGCGCUGCCCUCCCAGACUUUUCCUGCGCCCACUGCAACUGCACGUUUGCUACGUGGGAGGAGGUGCAGGCGCACGAAAGCUUUCACGCUUUCUCGUCGCAGCCUGCGUCCACGGUAACAGCCCUGCCCAUCGGCUUCCACAUCUGCGUGACCUGCCGCGCCGAGUUCGUCCAGCUCUCCGACCUCAAGGCCCAUGAGAAGAUUCAUCCUAAGCCGCGCCCCCACAUCUGUGACAGCUGCGGCAAGGGCUUUCAGAACAAGACGGGACUUCGCAAACAUCAGCGCACGCACUCCACCAGCUGGCCACACAGCUGCCGGAUAUGUGGCAAGUCUUUUCUGUUUCCCGCCUACCUUCGCAAGCACUUACGCACUCACCGCGACGCCGAGCCCGCCCCUUCCCUUCCCGAGACUGACAUAGCGCACACGGAGCCCCUCCCCUCCCCGCCCAACGAGGUUUCUCUCUCGACGGACGAGAACAGCGGCAUCUCUCUGAUGGUUCCUGUGGCCGUGUCUGCGUUUCCCGCCAUGCAGAGCCAUGGUUACGACGUCAAGGAGGAGGGACUCUGAACUCCUCCUGCUUUAAAACAGUGGCCUUGAGUGUUUGGACUGGCAGUGUAACCGUGUAGUGUACAGCAGUGGAAGUCCCCUCUGACCUGUGUCUGCCUGACCCUGCAUGUGAGUGAGUCUAGUCCUGGCAGAGGAGGACACGGCUGCCCAUAUGUCAAAUGUCAAACCAACGAAACCUUUCA
Messenger RNA from Chanos chanos (milkfish), 2205 nucleotides. RefSeq names its product zinc finger protein 668 (gene znf668). Lineage: Eukaryota; Metazoa; Chordata; Actinopteri; Gonorynchiformes; Chanidae. The record is from RefSeq and is a predicted model, not a curated record. Bases 86 to 2023 code for a protein of 645 amino acids. The transcript is spliced from 2 exons.